Molecule: messenger RNA, 2088 nt
Organism: Penicillium expansum
Lineage: Eukaryota; Fungi; Ascomycota; Eurotiomycetes; Eurotiales; Aspergillaceae
Product: putative nuclear localization protein
Exons: 3
Coding region: 1-2088 (695 amino acids)
Cellular component (GO): nucleus
Molecular function (GO): chromatin DNA binding
Source: RefSeq, a predicted model, not a curated record
AUGAAUGGUAUGGAUAUCAUUGAUGGCUCGGGGACCAUCGAUCCCGCAAACUUGAGCAACUCCGUCUCUGUUGCCCUGCCAGCACAUUCCCAUGCAAUAGCAAGCCCCCGUGGUGUCAAGCGUAGUCGCACUCCAGACCAUAUGGGAAAUGGACAUGUCGAAAGGGACCAGGAUGAUGAGGAACAAAGUCGCCGCAAGCGCGGCCGCCCCCCAAAGACACCUCGGCCAAGUUCUAGUGAACAGACCAUCGCAAACACUUCUAUCCAAACUCCCCAAAUGCAAGCACGCGCACUAUCACAAGCCAACGCCGGAUCGCCGUCUCUUGCAUCACCAGAUAGCAAGAAUACACCAACAAAAACACUGGUCAAGGCGCUCCCUACCGUGAGAGAUCACACAUCAGACCAGUUGAAUGAAGAGGGCGAUGAGUACAUCCCUAAAGAGUUCGAUGAAGCAGGAGAGACCAAGGCAGAUCCUAUGGGAUAUCCGCAGGGUGGCCGCGAGUAUAAAUGCCGGACAUUCCGCGUCCCCCUCCGGGGCAGCAAGCUAUUCAUGCUUGCGACUGAAUGUGCCAGGGUAUUGAAUUAUCGUGAUUCUUAUCUUCUGUUCAACAAGAACCGAUCGUUGCAUAAAAUAAUUGCUUCCCAAAUCGAGAAAGACGAUCUUAUCCAGCAAGAUAUCCUGCCAUAUUCCUAUCGGUCUCGCCAAAUUGCUAUCGUUUCCGCCAGAUCCAUGUUCCGACAGUUCGGGAGCCGGGUGAUUGUGAAUGGCCGUCGGGUUCGAGAUGACUACUGGGAGACCAAGGCUAGGAAGCAGGGAUUCACGGAGGAUGACCUCGCGGGUGAGAAACGCCCUGGGGCGGCUAAGGCUCGGGAUGGCUCUGUCUCGGAGCCAGCUACAAACCUGUUGCCGGCGCUGCCUCAUAACGAUGUUGUCUACAGUAAUUCCAUCGAGCCAUUGCCUCACGGGCUCUCGCUGGAUACUUCUGAAUCUUCUAUGUCCAUCGCCCCACUCCCCAUGAUUCAUAUGUCGACGACGGAUGACCCGCGGCUACGGGAUUACACUGCCAUGCCUCGUGCACGCCAGGAAUUGACAGGACAACCCUAUCAUGACCGCACGCAAACUAGCUCAGCAGCAGACCUCAUGAAUCAAGCCCAGCACACAUCUGAUUUCAACAAAAUGUUGAGCAUUCAGCGCAACUUCCGCCAAAAAGGCUUGGAUGAAUUUUACUCCAAGCCCCGCGAGGCCCCAGUCUUAGAGACCCAGUCUAGUACCGCUCUUGACCCGGGUUUGUCUGUAUCACAGCCUGUUCAGGUAUCACAGGUUCCCUCGGCGGGGAUGCCAAAUCCCGCUCAUACGCAGCAUAUGCUCCCUCAGCAGGUUCCCAUGCAGCCCAACCCAAUGAUGGGUGGACAGCAAAACUAUGCCCAGCAGGCUCACCCACAGUCCGUUGGACAGUCUCCCCUAAGAAUGCCACCAAAUAUGCAGCCCAAUCUUAUGCAGCAACGGUCCAACCCAUCCAUGGGUGGCGGUAUGGGCCAGGCCCCUCCAUACGGAUACUCACCGCAACAACAGCAGAUUUGGGGACAGCCGCCUCCGCAGCCACAGCCGUCCCCGUUGCCGUCGUCAGCCCACCAGGGCGUUGGGAUGUCUCAGUAUGGUCAACAAAUGUCUGCAGCUCCGCAGCAAAGCCCAUCUCCCCUCGGGCAUCAUCCGCAGCAGCAGCAGCAACAACAACAUCACCACCAGUCUCCUCGCAACCAACAGCGACAGUCAAUACCUCAGAUGCCUCAACAGUAUUCCCAAAUGCAACACCCCCAAGCGGCGCAGGCUCAGGGUAUGCAGGGCAUGGGAUAUCCGGGAACCAACCCGGCCGGUUAUCCGGGCAUGGCACGAGCCAUGUAUCCACCCAACCAGGCUCAUGGUGGCCAACCCUUCAUGGGCGGAAACCCUCAACAGGCGGGUCUUGCAAUGAACAUGGCCGGAAAUGGUAUGCCUGGGUGGCCUACCGGACCUGGUGGCCCGAUGCAACCCGGACAACCUCAACCGGGCCAGUCUGGCAGCCCCUUGGGAGGUGGGUGGUCGUACUAG